AUGGCCACCACUGUCUUGUUCUUCAAGAUUUCAAUGCCUAUCAUGAUUGCCCCAAUAGCCAUGCAGAAAAUGGCUCACCUUGAAGGUACAAAUCCAACUGUGGUCGUUUCUGUUGGUCUCACAACAUGGAGCCCACCACGAAUAAUCGCUAAAUAUAACUGCACCGGAAGGGACGAAAAGCUCAAUUUAACAAUGGGCGUAGACCCGUAA
Messenger RNA from Ilex paraguariensis (yerba mate), 210 nucleotides. Lineage: Eukaryota; Viridiplantae; Streptophyta; Magnoliopsida; Aquifoliales; Aquifoliaceae. The record is from the annotation of a GenBank genome assembly.